AUCGAUGUUUACCACAAAUAGGAAAUCUUACGAUUUGGAAUAUUUGUGUAUGUAGAAAGCUAGAUGCCGUGUCCUUGUUGUUCAUUCUUUUAUUUCUGCUUACUAUACUUAUAUCGUAAAUAUUAUAAACAAAAAACUAGUUUAUUAAAAAAAGCUUAUAUUGCUAGAAUAAUGUAUUUGUGAGUAAGACACGUAAGCAUCUCAUUCGUUACGUACGACACUAUGUUAUAACGUAUUAUGUAAAGAAUUGGGAUUCUCAGUGCUCACAAACUAAAACUCUGAAAAAAAUGUAUGCCUCCAGAAAGUCUAUAGCUUUAAUAUUUUUCGUUGUUUAGCGCAUAACUGAUGAGGCUGAUCUCAACAAUAAUUUCGUAAAUCAUUCCUAUACGUUUUGCAUUCCACAGCGAGUGCUACUGAUGUGUUAUGACUUAAAAUAUAAUACGAUCAUAAGAAAGUCUAUCCCAACAGAGUGGUGAAAUGCAGUAUCAACGUUGGGUAUUGUAAUUAAAUUAUGCGAUUAACUAUCUAGCUCACUGUGAACAAGAACGUAUAUUGAACCCAAAAACUUAGAAGUAAAGGUACCAGGAAGUCGCUUUAAGUUAGCGGACUAGGUAUGUAAGAGGCUGUUAAACAACUCUUAAGCUGUCUGUGCUUUAUUUUCUUUGCUUUACAAAGAACGUUCCUAAAUAUUAUAGCAUUCCUGAAUAUUGAUUCACAUUUUCCUAGUCGCAUACCCAGGACACGAUUUUCAUAGCGCUGGCCAGUUGAAGCGUACUGGCAUCUUCUGAUCAGACACAAUGGGCUCGCAGUUCUUGGAGAUUCUUCGGCAGGGUGUAUGGGCUUCUCUGACAGGCGGAUGGUUCUUCGACCCCCGCCAGGGCCACGCAGCGAAUCUGCUACAUCUCUAUCUCUGGCUUCUUCUUAUCGCUUUGCCGUUUUGCCUUUACAUGUUCGCAUCUUCAAUGGGCUUCGCGUUAUGGGCAGCGUAUGUGGCAUUAGUCGCAGUUCUAUUUACCUCAUUGAAAGUUCUAAAUCUUCGACUUCAUCGGCUGUUCGACACUGGAGAGGCCAUGCAGGAGGCCCCAUCGGUUGACGGAGAUCGCCACCCUGGCGGGGGCCACGGCGCACAUCAUGGUUCCCGCGAUCGUGCGGUCGAGCUAGAGUUGUUGGCGCCCCGUCCAGACGGUGAAACACCUCCAGUGCAAUGUUCGUCAAGGAAUUCUCUUGCAAAUCUUACCACCCGAGUGGAUUCUAUUGAAUUCAUCUCGCUCAACACAAGAGAUAACAACAGCUUUGACCUCGCGGUUCAGUUGGCCAGAGGAAGUUCCGGUGCGUCCUCCGUCGGCUCGCGACGUUCUUCUUCUGUUCGAAGAGAGCCGGAACGAAGUAAUGUGGGCGGUGGCGCAUGCGGGAUCUCAACACAGAGCGUUCGCAGUAGUAAUCUCAGCCAAAAAUCCGCAUUAAGCCCAGACAGUCAUCGAAAACUGCUUCUCGUACAGCAAUAUCAACAGCAAUUACAUCUGAAUACAGAUACAGCGAGCACAUGCGGAGUAGUCUCUGCACUUUCUGGCGGAAUGUCAGGCAGCGUUAUGGAUGAGCAGCCCUCACAGGCUAGUGCUGUGCUCAGUGGGGAUACCACAACGUCUUUAUCGUCAACAACCAGCCUCCAACAACAGGCGUUGCCAUCUUCAAUAGGCACUAAUAGCAAUGGAACAAAUCCUUCAGCUAGUGUCGGAGUCGUCGCCGGAAUUGGUGGACAUCACGGCGGAGCCUUUGGCUGCCAUUUUAGCCCUGCUCUUCAAGCUACCUCGGCGGAUCCUUUUAUGAAGUCACCGUUGACGGCAGGCAGUGUCGAACUUGGAUUUAUGUCACAGGACCCGAGCGUUGCAAGGGCGCGUACUCAGAUUGCAGCUGGUUCAGGCGUAGCUGGUGGCAGUAUGAGAACCGAGGGACGCCAACCUGUACGGCGCGCUCACUCAGAAAUGGAGACUUCAGCAUCGGGUGGUCCUGGCGUAGGAGGGAGCCCCGGAGGCGGUGUUAGGACUGGCCAGCCUCCGUCACAUCCGGUUUCCCUCGAGGCUAUCUCGUCUCAGCCUCCGCCGCCGGGGGCAAUUCCUAGAAGGUCGAUGGAUUACAUUCGAAAGGGACUCUCGGAAGAAACUAUCCAGGAGGAUGAUCCUGCUGGUGCUGGCGGCAGUGGUAUACCAAGUCCGAUCACUCUAACGGAAACGUCGAAAGGAAGCCCUGACACAACUCAUAAGAAGAAAGGAAAAGAAAAACAACAGAGUCUUUCAAGUCCUGCGACGGCUGAGCGCCAAAAGAAGAAACAACGCCGGAAGAGGCGUAGCGGAACCCUUGGCACUCCUGACGUAGUGCAUUUGACACCAACACAGCAGCAGGGUCAACAGCAACAGCAGCAAACCCCUAACGGCACAACCUCAGAUACCUCUCAUCAUCACCAAAUGUCGGUGGAUACUGUGCCACUUGAUCAGCAGCCAUUCGCUAGCGAGCAGAACACGACAACGACAGAUGACAGUUCUGAAACACACUCGGAGCGAAGUAGCACAAAUUUCUCCGUAAUCUAUAACCCUUCGACGCCAAAAAGCGGGACAACUACACAGAGCAAUAAUAUUAGUAACACCGAAUAUGGAAAGGAAGUGAGUAGACCUGGUACGGCAGUAGGAAUCAGUGCAGCUGACGAAACUGGGGAUGCAAGAAGACAACGAUUGGUUUCGGGUAGUCAUUUACAACGGGAUGCUCAAGAAGGCAGCUUCGAAUGGUCAUUCGGUGACCCUGUCGCCACUCCGUCCCGAGAAGACGACGUGCAAAGCUCUAGCUCAUCAACUUCACCAGAUGAGAGUACACCAUCCUUGAAGCAGAGCACAGCUUCUCGUCAAGGAUCGCAGGAGUCACGGGAGCCAUCGGGGUCCUCUGGGGGCGGAGGCGACGCGUGGCAGCGCAGCCAAAUCCGCCGGCGUCUUCUCGAAAUUCUUUCUAAAGACGAUUUAGUAUCAAGCAGAGAUCUACAGAAGCUUAAACAGGAGCUGAUCUCACUUGGGACAUUGGCUGACUCUGAUGAGGGCGAGGGAGAUUGGUCAGAUGGUGGAGGUACAGCUGUUGUACAAUCACCUCUUCAAGGUACAAGCACUGUGAGUGCAAUGGUAGCGAAGGAAGGGGGCAUCUCAGGCCGACGAUCUACUAGAGUAGAGCCUACAGAUAGUUUAGGAUCAUCCACAAGUCGGAAGUCAUCAGCAGAAGGUGGUGCAGUAGGUGGUGGAAAAAGUAGUGACACACCCGAACAGCAGUCCAUAGGUUCCCCAGACACGGCUGGCGGGGGUGGUCCAUCAAACGUGACUUCAGGAGGAGAUUCCGUGUCGCCUCCAUCAUAUUUACUCGCUUCGAUGCUGUCUACGCCGGGUACCCACUUGGCACGUAGCCAUGAUGACACAUCACCUGGGGCAGUUCAUUGUUUUCGUGACGAAGAUGGCAAUUGGCAGGCCUACACCUUUAACGAAAGUGGCAAGGCUUCUUCCCCACGCACGUAUGUCACCCACCAGCAACAGCAUCAGCAACAGAAGCAUAUGCAUUUAAGACCACCAAAGACGAAGCUACCAGGAGAUGUCGAAGGAGGCAGUGUGAGUGGUGUAGGACGACCGUGGGACACAGUGUCACAGGCGUCGUCUUCAUCGGGCGCUACGCUGAUGGUUGCCGGGGCUGGAAGCGGCAUAGGGGGUCCUUCGUCGUUAAGUGGCGGCGGACAUCGGACUCCCGGGGACUCUACUGAAGGAUCGAUUUGUCCCUUGGGAAACUCCGCUUUGGUAGGCGUUUCGCAUUCCCUUGAUCCCCUAGCAGGCCGACGUCAACAAGUAAUUCCUAGUUCGUUUGAUGGAAGUUCCACAUCGAGACACCGCCAGCCACACACGUCUCAGGGCAAUCAUCAACAACAAACAAACGAUUAUUUCUACGUUUUACAGCCACAUAUGCCGGCAAAUCCAGGGUUAUUCCGAAGUAGCCGUUUCCAGUUUAGUGGAGAUGGUGUCACCGUCGGAGGGGCAUCUUUGUCAUUCUUAAAUCCUCGAGGAAUUCUGUCUCAUCCUUCGGGAGGCCUCGAUCAACCAAGUGUUUUAGAUCCCGCACCACCUAGACCGCGUCAAUACUACCUGUUCCACAUAUUACCGUGGUCUAAAGGGUUAAGAGUAAAGGUUUCCUUUGACCGCUUGACACUUCUCGCCGUCCUCGAUAGAAAUAUAACCCUGUUGGAAAACUUUGCUUCAGUCACUCUCGCUGUUUUAGUCGCUCUUCUCGGUGCGCUGUGCUUACAAAAGGGCCUUUUCGUAGAGCUGAGUUCAAUCGCGUUCUGCUUCGUGAUGGCAUCCUGUCAGUACAGCCUUCUCAAAAGUGUUCAGCCUGAUGCUGCAUCACCAACGCACGGUUAUAAUCAUCUAGUAUUGUACAGUCGCCCGGUGUACUUUUGUUUGUGCUGCACAGCAUUACUAACCAGUCAGCGGAUUUUGGAAGCGAAUAUCCCUUACCCGAAUAUAGCUGUCUACAACUGGCGCCUUUUUACACCAGGAGGCGUGGCCGCACUAAAGAACUUUCUCAUUAUAUUCGUGUUAAGUUUUCCGGUGCUAUUUAGCGUGGGUCUUCUGCCACAAGUAAACACAUUUGUAACAUACCUCUGCGAACAGAUUGACAUGCAUAUAUUUGGUGGUGCUGCAACUACAGGUCCUGUGUCUGCCGUGUACUGCCUCAGCAGAAGCCUCGCGUUAACUGGAAUACUCUUUGGCCUAUGUUACACUUCACUGCUGGAUAAUCAAAAUCCAGCAAAUAAUAUCGCGUUCUCCGUGUUCUGCGGACUUCUCGUCACGACAUCAUAUCACCUAUCGCGAAGUCAGAGUGACCCGACCGUGUUAGCACGGCUCAUCACAGGCGCGCUCCGAAGAACAGAAAAAUCGACUACAUCGAACAGACCAAAGAGGCGGAGUAAUGCACCAGCUAUAGACUCAUCCAGUGCUAAACAACAGGAAAAUAAUGGAAAUGGUAGAUCUGCAGAAAUAAUUGUGGCCGGUGACAACGACCUCCGUUCCGGGAAUGCCAUAAUAACGACAGCACAACCUGAUGAACCAGGCAUAACAGUGUCCGCUGGCGGAACUAUCAGUACAACUGCAGGAACCUCUGAGGGUGUGGCCACUGCAACCGAAGCAACGGAAGCUUGGAAACACCAUGAAUUUGUCGAUCCGCUUCCCCAGCAAAUGAGGGACACAGUGCUGGCUCGUCUGAAAACGGACGCAAUUCAAGUAGCUUUACUAUCUGUGUUUGUAUUCGCUCUCCACGUGUCAACGAUGUUCACAGUGCUACAGCCGUACCUUGCGCGAGGACUUCAUUUUUUGGCUCUGAUUUGGGGCUUCAUUCUUCAUUAUCUAUUGCCACAGGCACGAAAACAUCUACCGUGGCUUUGUUGUGCUGCACCAUUUCUUAAGUCGCGGGAACACAAUAUGUACGAAAGUACCGAGCCAGCACACGUAAUGUGGUUCGAGCGUGUUCAAGUGAUUAUGUGGUUCAUUGAGAAGAAUGCCCUUUAUCCCUUGGUGGUGCUCAGCGCCUUGACUGUUUCGCUUGCGCCGCUGAUUGAACAGUUCGGUCUGCCUAUUGGGAGUAUGGUAUUGGUCGUAUGCUCAAUGCGCUGUCUUCGAGGGGCGUUCACUGAUGCCUCAUGGCACUUCGUGGCGCUAGCCUUCACACUGCUUAUCUUCAGAUUCGACUUUCAGGGAAAAUACAGGGAGCCGAUCCUUGUUAAUUUAUAUGUUAUGCUUCUAGCCACCAACAAACUGUACGAACUGCUGUUAAAGUUACGAUUCGUGAUCACAUAUAUAGCCCCUUGGCAGAUCACAUGGGGUUCGGCAUUUCAUGCCUUUGCCCAACCAUUCUCAGUGCCACAUUCAGCUAUGCUUUUUAUUCAGGCCAUUGUUUCUUCGGCGUUAUCAGCUCCUUUGUCUCCAGUUUUGGGCAGUGCUAUCUUCUUCACGAGUUACGUGAGGCCGAUCAAAUUCUGGGAGCGGGAUUACAAUACAAAACGUGUAGAUCACUCGAACACUCGGCUGUCAUCUCAGUUGGAACGUAAUCCUGGUGGCUCGGACGACAAUAACCUAAAUUCCAUCUUCUAUGAGCAUCUGACCCGUUCUCUGCAGAAGUCACUUUAUGGAGAUUUAGCUCUUGGCAGAUGGGGUGCAGUAUCGCAGGGGGACUGUUUUGUGCUAGCUUCUGACAACUUAAACUGUCUGGUACACAUUGUAGAACUUGCUAAUGGACUGGUCACAUUUCAGCUGCGUGGACUGGAGUUCAGAGGCACAUACUGUCAACAGCGCGAAGUAGAGGCUAUGAUGGAAGAAGUGCGGGACAAUGUUGGAUGCUGUUGCUGUGAGCCCGGCCAUUUACCCGGAAUGCUCUCAGCAAAUGCCGCGUUCAAUCAGAGAUGGCUCGCGUGGGAGGUGUCAGCCGCCAAAUACAUUCUCGAGGGGUACUCCAUUUCAGAUAACUCGGCCGUUCCUCUACUUCAGGUGUUCGAACUACGCCGUGCGUUGAUGACGUACUAUGUCAAAGCUGUGAUUUUCUAUGCUGUAACAAGUACAAAACUGGAAGGGUGGCUUUCGAACCAAAGCAUUCUUGAGGCUCUCAUGCCUACCCUGGACAAACAUUACGCCGAACUUGAUCCUGUUUUCACGGUAAACAACGAUGAUGAUUAUGACUGUCGAGUCACAGGAAUCUCGCGGAACAGCUUCUGCAAGAUGUACCUUACAUGGAUUCAAUAUUGUUUACAACGGGUAGCAAGCACUAAACCUGCAUUCGCAUCCACCAUUGCCGCGGAUAAAUGCUCGCCGUUGGUAUCGCUUUGCUUUGCAUUAAGCGUUUUGGCCCGACGUGCCCUUGGCUCCGCCUCACAUAACACCCUUCAGUCUGUCGAUUAUCUGCUGUUCGGACUGCACGCUCUUUUCAAGGGAGAUAUCCGCAUCGCCUGCGUACGAGAUGAAUGGGUCUUUCAUGACAUGGAUCUCAUCAACAAGGUCGUUGCUCCGGCUGUACGGAUGGCAUUCAAACUUCAUCAAGAUCAUUUUAUGUCUUCCGAGGGACUUGAAAAGUCAAAAGAUCUUUUCGACGCUAUCGAAAAGUACACAGCAACAUUAGUAAUAUCGCACGAAGCAGAUCCUGCCUGGCGAAACGCGGUUCUGUCGAGCGUUCAGUCACUUCUUGCUUUAAGGCACGUGGCCGAUGAGAAUUCAGAUGACUACAAGAUUAUUACACUGAACAAACGAUUCCUUGACUUCAGAGUCAUCAAGGUAAAUCGUGAAUGCGUCCGAGGCCUUUGGGCGGGCCAGCAACAAGAAUUGGUCUACUUGCGUAAUCGUAACCCUGAACGAGGUUCGAUUCAGAACGCUAAACAGGCAUUAAGAAACAUCAUAAAUUCAUCAUGCGACCAGCCGAUCGGCUAUCCUAUUUAUGUAUCGCCUUUGACAACGUCGUUUGCUGAAACCUCCACCCAGCUGUGUCAGUUAAUUGGAGGUGCGUUAUCUCUGUCUUUAUUCCGGCAGUCCGUGUGCGACUUUUUCUCUCGAUUGAAGAUUCGUUGUGGGGAAGGCUGCUCGAGCGGAGGCACUGGGCGACAGGAUGAAGGUUGUCCCGGAGGCUAUUCCGCCCCUGCGUCCCUAAGUGGAAGUAUUGCUAGAGGAGUGGACCCAAGCUGCGUAGGAGGCGUUUCAAUGUCCGCUGUUGGCGGUCCUGCAUUGGGGGCUGCUGGGGGACAGGUUGGUAACUCCCAAAUAAAUGUACCUCCGCGCCGCAGUCAUUCAUCAGGGUCUCAUCUAACAAAUCCACCAGAUUUAGGAUGCGCAUCGGCUGCGUUGUCAGGUCUGGCUUUAAGUGGUGGUGGAGGUCGCACCGCGUCAGUCUCAUCAUCAACUAUUGGAACAAGCACUGCUCUAGUGGGCGCAGGUGCCAGCAGUCUUGGCACGAAUUCUGCAUCGUACGUUCGAACCUCGCUCGGUAACCUUACCUUGUCAUCGCUCACUAAACCGGGUCCAACAAACGUCACCGUGGUCUCUAUGAGGCCAUUCGGUGAAACGCCAUUUGUGAUCGGCGAAAGUGCCGGUUCCCGAAGCACCGUCUUCGGAACGUGGGAUCCGCAAACCGGACAGUUGGUUCCAGCCCCUGCUUCGGCCCCUCAUCAUACCUUGCCUGUUACACCUGUAACCGUCACAGCGACUGUGACUACAGUAACAGCACCCGCAUCCGCCACAACAGCUUCAACAGGAGUCACGACAACGAUGAUAACCACGACGACCACGUCACCUCCAUGCAGCAUCUCAGGCGUUUCCAUAGGGUCUGCAAGUGUUGCAUCGGCCGCAGCUGCUAGUGCCCCCAUAGCUACGUCAAACAGCGGCGGUACUGGCAACUGUACGGAAACAACAGUGUUGUAGCAGAGGACCAGACCCGCUUCGCAAAGCGUGGCGUCGUUAUCAUUAAAUGCAAUCAAAAGCAUCAGUGGUAAUAGCCAAACCAAUGGGCAUGAGACCACUGGCCAGGGGUUGGUAGAGCAUCCGCUGAUGAGCCUCGUCAGCUUCGUUUCGCUUACGGAAGGUCCUUCCACUCCGUUAGAGAAGCGUGGCGAAGGCGCUCGCAGGCAUAGCUGUGCCACCACAGUUCAAUGCAGCUCACCACGUGGACGACAAUUCGCUUUAAAUCAUCAGUAUAGCCAAGAAUGUGUUUGGCGCCAAAAGUCGUAUAGCAACAAAAAGAACAGCAUGGACAAUUUGCCCGAGCCGGAGUGGUGCUGAUUUUCGCCGAUUUCUUCCCAUUGUAUUGGCCAUGGAUAAAACUAGUUGUCACCUCAUUAUUAAAAGAGAGUAUAGGCGAUUUAGGCAAUCUACCAAUAAACCCCACUUACUUGUUGUUUUCGUUCUCAUGACAAUACGUUUUAGGCAAAUGCCGUCAGAAUAGCGGCAGUGGCGCGAGCAAAAACCUGAGUAACGACGAUGCAACAACGCGAUAAAUUGAUUGACUCAUCUUAAAUAUUGUUAACUGUUAACUGUGCCACAAAAAAAACUUCGAGUAGUGAUAAUAAUUUGUCAAUCUUGUAUACAUAUAAUCAGUUUAGACCGCGUAGGA
This is a messenger RNA of Varroa destructor (honeybee mite), 9159 nucleotides long. RefSeq names its product pecanex (gene pcx). Gene Ontology annotation, cellular component: membrane; endoplasmic reticulum. The record is from RefSeq and is a predicted model, not a curated record. Gene Ontology annotation, biological process: endoplasmic reticulum organization. Lineage: Eukaryota; Metazoa; Arthropoda; Arachnida; Mesostigmata; Varroidae.